Stylophora pistillata is the source of this 5227-nucleotide messenger RNA. RefSeq names its product ATP-binding cassette sub-family C member 4. Gene Ontology annotation, molecular function: ABC-type transporter activity; ATP hydrolysis activity; ATP binding. Gene Ontology annotation, cellular component: membrane. The record is from RefSeq and is a predicted model, not a curated record. Lineage: Eukaryota; Metazoa; Cnidaria; Anthozoa; Scleractinia; Pocilloporidae. Gene Ontology annotation, biological process: transmembrane transport.
UUCAAGGCUUGUCCGUAAAAUAUAUCCCCGCUUCAUAGUGCGUCUUCACUUGCGAAACUUAAUAGUUGUCAUCGAAACCUUCUUCGUUUGUUUCAGCCGCUACACCUGCCUUAUUCGACCAGUAAAGUAUGAACGUAAACGAUUAGCAUUAAUUAUCUUCGUCAAUUCGUCAUUUUUUUAGCAAUUACGUCAUGAGCUUUAACACGUGGAUGUCUAUCGAUGCUGUUAGCGGUCUUUUUUCAGCGGUUCUAGUUCAGUUUUACAGAGUUAGCAUGCGUGUAACUUUAUUUGAGAGUUCUGCCAUCCGAUCUGGUCGAAUCGCUGAUAACCAGUUUUAUGACCUUCACAGAAGCUGUUGCUCGAGAGCGAAAUUUAACUUGGUAAGGCUUCUCUUCUUUGAGUGUGAAAUGUGUGCUAUGUGUGCUAUAAUUUUCAUAAAUCGUUAGACACUCACUUAUUUAUGUGAGAGCCAAGGGGUAUUCUGACGAUUAAAGAGAGCUGUUGUCUUCUUAUUGAGGUAGAGACUGAUAUAAAGUUUAAGCCGUUUAUAAAAGAAAUUACACAACACUCGCCUAGCUUUAAUUUUUUUCACUUAAGAAAUGAGCGAUAUAUCAAAGUUUAAAGGAGGUUUGUAGGGUAAUCGGGAGGAAAGUUGAACCUUGGAGCAUUUCCGCACGAAAGUUCUAUUCUGUAAAAUGAUUGUAGUGUCGAAGCCCAAUCUCGUAAGGCAAUAAAAUUCAACCUGGGAGGAGAAAAAGCUAAGGGAGGGAAAUUUAUCAUUGCAAUGUUCGCAAGCACAAUUCUCCAGCACAUUUUUCGUUUCCUUUUCGUUCCAAGAUCCAUUCGAAGUAAAAAUGGAAAUUAGUAACGAUUCUGAAUGAUUCAAUUAGGUAGCAGCCUUGUCAAUAAGUUAGCAAUCGAUGCAUCAGUCUAUCUCUUUUUGCUAAUCCAUACCUCAUGCUUGUAGGUUAUCUUUCCCAUUGUUUUUUAUUUAGUUAUUAAAUUCAGAAUGUCCAACGAAGCAAGUUACCAAAGGCUGUCAAGUGAUGGAGAUGGUACAAGCUCUUUUCAUCCUGCUGAAUCUGCAAAUUGGUUAUCAUUACUAUCCUUUUGGUGGAUGAACGGUACAUUCAGAGUGGGAGCAGAGAGACCCUUGACACACGCUGAUAUACUGCCUCUUCAUGAAGAAGACAGGACCAGAGAUUUGACUGAGAACCUGCGGAAAGAAUGGAACAAACACGUACAUGAACUCAACAAGGAUAAAGCAUGUAAAGAACAACCCAGGCUCUGGAAGUGCAUCUUAAAGACCGUAACCACAAGGGAGAUUUCCGUCCUGACAUGUUUUUUGAUCUUGGAGUCAGUAUGUCGUGUGUUACAGCCCUUAUUCCUAGGGUUGCUCCUUCAUUUGCUCCGUUUAACUGAGAAAGACUACUCGUUAGCAUAUGGAUGCUGUUUUCUGCUGGCAUUAAGCGGCUUAUCCACAGCCUGUAUUCACUAUACUGGGUUUCGGUUAGAACUUCUUGGAAUGCGACUCAGCAGUGCUAUUAAAGGUCUUAUAUACCUCAAGAUACCUUUGAUCAGUAAACAGACGCUUCGAAAAGUGACAAGUGGAAAUGUCAUCGACUUAAUUUCAAAUGACGUUCAAAGAAUUGAAAUGGCGCCCAGAUGGAUAUUCACUUCAACUCUAACUAUGCUCGAAAUUGCAGCUGUCAUUUCCUUGUUGUUUUACCUCAUCAGCUGGGAAGCGAUAAUGGGAGUUUUCUACCUUGUAGCUGUGAUUCCGUGUGUCAUGAUUAUUUCAUCCUUAUGUGCUCAGCUGAGGCAGGAAACAGCCGCCGUGUCCGAUCAUCGCCUAUCGAUGAUGAUUGAACUGAUAUCAGGCAUACGCGCAAUUAAGGCUAAUGCCUGGGAGAACAAUUACGGGGAUAGGAUUCAAGAAGUGAGAAGGAAGGAGACCUGGAUCCUCCUAAAGAAGGGAGCUCUUUUAUCAAUUGUGGAAUCUCUUCCGUUUACUGCAGGGACUGUAGCCACUUUUCUGUCUGUCUUAGCUCUCAGCCUCGAUGGCCAUCUAAUUUCGUCUGCCAAGGCGUUCAUGUUGUUGGCUUUUAUUAACACACUUCGAAUUACUAUCACAAGACUUUCUUAUGCUAUCACCUCAGUAUUUGAGUUGCGGAUAUCUUUUAGAAGAAUCAGAAACUUUCUUUUACUGAAAAAUAUCCCUUCGUUGAGCUUGGAGACCUCUGAGGCGCCCCCUGGCAACCAAGAUCAUUUUCAAGAAUCUAAAAACAAUUUCCCAGCGCUUUAUGGCAGAGGAUCUCUAGGAACAGAAAUUAAAAAUGAAGAAAAAAGAUCUAAAAAUCAAGACUUCAAUGAUUACAUUCCUCUUAACACCGAUGCUAAUCCUGCCUCUAGGACUGAAUUUACACAAGCCUCUCCAGGGAAGUUAUCCAUUGAAAGUCUUUGGUGUAAAGCUAAUGAACUGGAAGGGCCAAAUCUCCUUGAAGAUGUCAGUUUUGAGGUCCCAGAAAAGAGUAUAACAGUCGUUACUGGUGAAGUGGGGAGUGGAAAAUCUACACUGCUAGCUGCUAUUGCAAGAGAAAUCGUCGCGUUCAGUGGGAACAUUACCUACUCCGGAACUGUGGCUUAUGUCUCUCAAACUGCUUGGGUUUUCUCUGGAACACUCCGAGAAAAUGUUUUGUUUGGUAAGCCUUUCGAUGAUAAAAAAUACAGCAGUGUGAUUCAAGCUUGUGCACUAUCUGACGACAUUCACAGGUUUCCCAAAGGUGACCUCGUAUUUGUUGGAGAACACGGUGUCGUGUUGAGUGGCGGUCAGCGAGCUCGUGUCAAUCUGGCUCGUGCAGUGUACGCAGAUGCAGACAUGUAUUUGCUAGAUGAUCCUUUGAGUGCAGUGGAUUCCAAAGUUGGUGAACACAUAUUUAGUCAGUGCAUUUGUAACUUGUUAAAGGAUAAAACAAGAAUUCUAGUCACAUACGCAGAGAGGCAUCUCAGAAUGGCUGACCAUGUUGUGGUUCUCAACAACGGAUCCGUUUCAGGACAAGGUACCUUUAGCGAUUUGAAAGAAAGCGGAUUAAUGUUUGAUACUAUCAUAGCUGGAUCUGCUGCAAUAGAAAAGAAUACCAGCACUGCAGAAAAAGAAUCUAACUUGCGAGAUAAAGAAUUCCGAGGCCAAUUUGAGGAGCAUUUGUCUGUUACCCAAGAAGAUACUACAACUGGAGAAAUUUCCUCCUCGUUAUACUGGAACUAUUUUAGAGCCGGAAUGCAUCCAUUAUUUAUGAUUAUUCUAUUUUUAAUUUUUCUUAUAACACAAGCUCUUCUUGUGUCACCCGACAUCUGGCUUUCAGUGCUCACUACAAUUCCACUUUUAUCGGAACAACAAUCAUUCUCCACAUUGGGUAUUUACGCCGCUCUUGUGACAGGCGCUUUUGCUAUGGUCAUUAUACGUGCCAUCAUAUUCUUCAGUGUCUCUCUCAGAUCCUCUAAAAACCUGCACAACCACCUUGUAACCUGUUUACUUAAAGCGCCAGUGUUAUUUUUUGACACCAAUCCUGCCGGACGCAUCUUAAACCGAUGUUCUAAGGACAUUGACUGCAUGGACGAGUUGCUUCCCAAGACGUUUCUAUCAGCCAUCCAGUAUCUUUUGUUUGUAUCCACAGCCAUGUUGCUACCCUUGUUUACGAAUGUUUGGCUCUCCAUUGUUUCGGUUCCAGCUGUGGUUAUAUUUCUAAGCUUAGCUUGGUUUUACCUGAAGAGCUCCCGUGAACUCAAGAGGCUCGAGGCCAUUUGUCAAAGUCCAGUUUUCUCGCACUUUUCAGAAACCAUGAUCGGUUUAGAUACAAUUCGUAGUCGGAACAGAGAAGAAGAUUUCAUCGAAGAUUUUUAUAGGCACCAAGAUUUACACAAUCGAGCAUUUUCCAUGGUUUUAGCCAGUACACGGUGGCUUGGUUUCCGUGCUGAUGUACUUUGCGCGACAUUAAUAACUGCAGUGGCAUUCGCUUCUGUUCUUGCUUCUCAAAACCCAGCUUUAGCUGGUCUGGCACUCGCUUAUGCUAUCGAUACGGCAAAAAUAUCCCAAAUCGCUGUUAGACGAUAUGCUGGUGUUGAGAAUCUUAUGACGUCUGUCGAGCGAGUCCUGGCGUACACUCGCCUCAACACAGAGCCAGGAUACACCACCAAAACACUUCCUCCGAAAAACUGGCCACAUGACGGUCAUGUGAGUUUUAAGAAUGUUUCCAUGAGGUACUAUCCAGACGGACCGGUAGUGCUAAAAAAAUUAAGUUUUGAAAUCCAGGCAAGGAGCAAGUUGGGAAUCGUAGGUCGGACGGGAGAUGGGAAGUCGUCCAUUGUAUCAGCUAUUCUACGCAUGCCUGAGACUGAAGGAGAGAUAUUCAUCGAUGAUGUGUGUAUAGAAGAUAUUCAACUUCAGGAAUCACGAAAAUGUAUCUCUGUCCUCGGACAAUCGCCUGUUCUCUUCAGCGGAUCGUUAAGAAAAAACCUGGAUCCGUUGGGGGAGUACUCAGAUGACGAACUAUGGACUGCCAUUAAAGAGGUGAAACUCACCAGCUUGGUCGAAAAUCUAGACGGUCAGCUUGAUCACAAACUUUUUGAGGGAGGUGAAAACUUGAGUACUGGUCAGCGGCAAUUGAUAUGCUUGGCUCGCACUCUGCUUAAGCGAAGUAAGAUCGUUAUUUUGGAUGAACCGACAGCUUACGUGGAUCCAAAUACAGAGAAAAUCAUCUGGUCAACUGUGCACGAGAAAUUGAAUAACUCAACUGUCAUUAUCAUUGCUCAUCGUUUAAAUACUGUUCGAAACUGUGACAGUAUCUUAUUGUUAGAAGAAGGCCAGAUUGCUGUUCAGGGAACCUUUGAUGCACUCGUAGGAUCGCAUAAGGAGUGAUGAAUGCGAUUUAUUUUCAGUCGCCGCUAUGUAGUCAAAGCAAGCCCUGCAAAAGCUUUAAUAAAAGCACAUGUAUGAUAAAGUAAGGGAUUAGAUUCUUCCCUCUUAAUUCUAAUUUCAACUUAUCACUUUCACCGAAGCGGAAGUUUUUUUGGUAUUUAAUGAAGAAUAAAAAUGGAUCAAUUGUCGCUUAAAAUCUCAGUUGUGAUUGGGUACUGCAAUAUUUAGUAAGAUAUCGAGGAAGUUACCUUUACUAUCAAUGUUGUUUUAUAAGGUUGUUCCUUGAGAAAUAAAUAUAACGUUAGGCUCAAG